Messenger RNA from Wyeomyia smithii (pitcher-plant mosquito), 14156 nucleotides. RefSeq names its product spectrin beta chain, non-erythrocytic 1 (gene kst). Bases 516 to 13562 code for a protein of 4348 amino acids. Gene Ontology annotation, molecular function: actin filament binding; phospholipid binding. Gene Ontology annotation, cellular component: cell junction; cell projection; plasma membrane. Gene Ontology annotation, biological process: actin cytoskeleton organization. Lineage: Eukaryota; Metazoa; Arthropoda; Insecta; Diptera; Culicidae. The record is from RefSeq and is a predicted model, not a curated record. The transcript is spliced from 15 exons.
ACAUCCAACUUUAUAGAGGUUUCCACCGUUCAUCCCAGCAGUUUGGUGUUUUGCUAUGAAAGGCUGAUAAAGUGGAUAAGUAGUGUCAUCGGUCAGCACUGAUGCGUGAAUUGGCCGACAAUCUCCAGCUUGCGAUAUCAUCGGACGACAGUAGAGCCAGUGGACGUGUGAAUUCACAGUUGUAGUGCUUCGUACACCAGACGAACAGAACGCGUAAAUGUAGGUACCCCCGAUUGAUAACGGAAGACGAAAAGGAAAAGUACAACGCGCGAUGACGAAUGCGAAAAACUCGACUCGAUUCGCACCGAAGGUGGCCGAUACUUGAAUCAGUGUUCGCGAUAAGUGCCCACCGGAAUGGGUGUCUAAUGUGUGCUUCUGGCGAGAUUUCAAGUUUUGGGUGCACUCGUGGAAGGCAGCCAAUAGCUUUGUGAAGUGCUUGUUAGUGCUAAAAACCCUGAAGCAGGAAACUGCGAAACUGUUUAUGAUUUUUCUUGUUGGAAAGAUUACGUAAGACAAUGCAGCGGGGAAAAUCGUCGCUCCGAUCCUACAGGUCCAGCAACCGGAUCGGUUCGCAGUAUGAGCCUGGCGGGUAUGCGACGCAGGUACAGCAACGGUCCAACAUGACGCAACGCGAGGGCAUCUACAAGUUCGAGAAUGAGCGGAUUAAAACGCUGCAGGAGGAGCGGCUGCACAUCCAGAAGAAAACCUUCACAAAAUGGAUGAAUUCGUUCCUAGUCAAGGCCAAGAUGGAGGUCGACGAUCUGUUUACCGAUCUGGCCGACGGAAUCAAACUGCUGAAGCUGCUCGAGAUCAUUUCGGGCGAAAAGCUCGGCAAACCAAACAACGGCCGGAUGCGGGUCCACAAAAUCGAGAAUGUGAACAAAAGUUUGGCCUUUCUGCACACUAAGGUUCGCUUGGAAUCCAUCGGAGCGGAAGACAUUGUCGACCACAAUCCACGGCUUAUCCUCGGUCUUAUAUGGACGAUUAUUCUACGGUUUCAAAUACAGGAAAUCGAAAUCGAUGUGGACGAGGAAAAUGAAUCAUCGGAAAAGAAAUCCGCCAAAGACGCCCUGCUGCUGUGGUGCCAGCGCAAGACCCAGGGCUACCAGAAUGUACACAUCACCGACUUUACCAACUCGUGGCGAUCCGGGUUGGGUUUCAACGCGCUCAUCCACUCGCACCGUCCGGAUCUAUUCGACUAUAACAGCCUACCGCCGGGACGGAACAUUGAGAACCUUAAUCAUGCCUUCGAGGUGGCUGAUCGGGAGCUCGGCAUUCCACGGCUACUGGAUGCUGAAGAUAUCGACACAACCCGACCGGACGAGAAAUCGAUCCUAACGUAUGUGGCCAGCUAUUAUCACACGUUUGCUCGGAUGAAAAACGAACAGAAGGGUGGUAAGCGUAUUGCCAACAUUGUCAACAAACUAAUGGACGCCGACAAGAAAAAGGUACAGUUCGAAAACCUCAUCACCGACCUGCUGAGCUGGAUUCGGACUAAGACAGCGGAGCUGGAAAAGCGCAACUUUCCCAACUCGGUAGAAGGCAUUCAGCGUGAGCUGCUCGCUUUCAAAGAAUACCGCACGAUCGAAAAACCACCCAAGUAUAAGGAACGCUCGGAAAUCGAGGCCUUAUACUUCCAUGUGAACACCCUGCUGAAAUCACUCAACCAACCGCACUAUACUCCCCAGGACGGUAAGAUGAUCAACGAUAUCGAAAAAGCCUGGCGAGCACUAGAAAACGCCGAACACAAUCGGGAGGUUGCACUCCGCGAUGAGCUUCUGAGGCAAGAGAAACUGGAACAGUUGAAUUAUAAGUUCGAGAAAAAGUCAGUAUUACGCGAAGGUUACCUGAACGAAAUGAUUCAGGUACUGUCGGACCCACGAUACGGUGCCAAUCUGCGCCAGGUGGACGCAACCGUCAAAAAACACGAAGCAAUAUCUGCCGAUAUCCUCGCGCGAUCGGAUCGAUUCAACGAUCUAACGGACAUGUGCAAUGAACUACACAACGAAAACUAUCACGGAAAGGAUCGAGUCAAGGCGCGAGAAACUGAAGUGAUCACAAAAUGGAAAGAGCUGUUGGAACUAUUGGAGAACCAUAAGAAUAAACUAUCGCAGUUGAGUGGACUGCUGAAUCUACUACGAGAAAUAGACGCCACAAUGGGUACGAUCAAGGCACUGAAAGCUCAGUUCGCAUCAGAAGAUGUCGGCCCACAUUUGUUGGGAGUUGAGGAGCUCUUGCAGGCGCAUUCUCUGCUUGAGCUCCAAGUCACAACGCUGGGUGAAACCCAGCGGAGAUAUAUACGACAAGGCGAAGCUUUCAAAAGGUCCGGCCACAAAGAUACCAGUCAGAUUGAUCAUAAGCUAGCGGAAUUGGCCAAAUCUUAUCAAGAACUGCAGGGCUGCAGCACGGAGCGUAGAGCUCGACUAGACGAAGCUCGUGAUUUCUACCAGUUCGUGGAAGAUCACGAGAAUGAAGAAGGCUGGUUGGUGGACAAACAGCGCAUAUGCAAGGCCGCAAUCACAGCGAAAGAUUUGCGGGCAGUUGUUUCCCUUCAACAAAAACACAAGGCCUUAGAAGACGAAAUGAAAGUUCGUAAACCGAAAACGGUUCAAAUCAAGGAAGCUGGAAGAAAAUUGAUCACCGACAAACAUCCGAGACGGAGCGAUGUGCAAGCUAAAAUCGAUUCGCUUCGAGAGCAUUGGAAGGCGUUGGAGGAUUUGGUUGAUGUACGCAAACGGCAGCUUGACGACGCUGCCGAGGCCUACCAAUUCUAUGCCGAUGCUAACGAAGCUGAUUCGUGGCUGAAUGAAAAGAUGGCUCUAGUUGCAUCGGACGACUACGGUGUUGAUGAGCCAUCCGCUCAAGCUUUACUUCAACGUCAUCGGGAUCUUCAGGGUGAACUCAAUGCCUACUCAGGAGACAUACUAAAUUUAAAUCAACAAGCUGAUAAACUCAUCAAAGCCGGUAUAUGCACACUGGACUUAUCACCCGAGCCAGAACCUGCUCAGGAAUUAGAACAAGAAGAGUGGGUAAACGAGACGCGCCUGGUUCCGAAAGAGGUAUGGGAAGAGGAACCCGUUGAGCGGUUAGAGCAUAAGACCGUAACAGAAAACAAGCUACUGCCCCAUGUGCGUGCCCUCUAUCCUUUCGACGGUCAGGGUAUGAAGAUGGCAAAAGGCGAAGUAAUGAUUCUCCAGAACAGGACAAACCCUGACUGGUGGAACGUGCGUAAGUUGGAUGGAGUAGAGGGUUUCGUGCCUGCUAACUAUGUUAAAGAGAUCGAGGCACGCCCGGUUCCUUGUCUGAUCCGCAAAGCGGAAAAAGUGAAGGUAAUGCAGAAGGUUAAAAAGACAAUUUUGGUCAAGCAGGUCGUCCCAGUGAAGCGAGUUCGUCCAGCAAAGAUCAGUCAAGCAAAACCGCUAGUUAAACGACGCACCGAUGGAGAUGAGUCGAUCGACAGUAACGAUAGUGUCGAUAAGCGACAAAAGCAUAUCAACAGUACUUACGACCAGCUGCAGGAACUAGCCGAAAGAAGGCGAGCUCUGCUGGAGGACUCUAUUUGUCUGUUCCGCUUCUAUCGAGAAUGUGACGAUUUCGAAAAGUGGAUCAAAGACAAGGAAAAGAUGCUUCGAACGGAUGAUCCGAAGGACAAUGUGGAAACCGCCAAAAGGAAGUUUGAAACCUUCCUUACAGAUUUGUCGGCUUCUUCGAAGCGAGUGGAAGCAAUCGACUCUGACGUUGAAGAUUUCGUUCGUCAGGGUCAUUCUCAGCUUGAUAAAGUCAAAGCACGCCAGCGACAGAUUCACCAAAUGUGGGAACAUUUGAACUACCUGAAGGGUCAGAAAGAAAAGAAUUUGGAGGGCGCAUCGAGUGUGGAGCUAUUUAAUCGUACCUGUGAGGAAGCAAUCGAUUGGAUGAAUGAAAAAAUGACGCAACUAGACAACGCUGAGGUUGGGCCUGAUCUUAAAACUGUACAGGCUCUGCAGAGACGGCACGAAAAUCUCGAACGAGAACUGGCUCCUGUCCAGGAAAAAGUUAGCAGGGUUAAUCUUUUAGGAAACACUGUAAAGAAUUCAUAUCCCUCCGAACGAGAUAACGUUACCGAUAAACAGAAAGACAUCCAAGGGCUUUGGAAGAAAGUUCAAGAAAAGGCGAAAGAACGUCGAUCUCGCUUGGAAAACGCCGUUGGACAGCAAAUUUUCACUAACAGCACAAAGGCCUUGCUCAGCUGGAUCGAAGGUGUCCACAAUCAGCUGAACGCUGAAGAAACGGCAAGGGAUGUGGAAACAGCGGAGAAUCUACUGAAAAAACAUAACGAUUUAGCUGAAGAAAUUAAAGCCCACGACGAUGAGUUCCAGCAGCUGGCGCAAUUGGGUAACCAGCUGCAACAGCGUAAUCCAAAUCUGGUUGAAGUUCCAGAAAUGAUAAACAAACUAGCUACCGAACAGCAAGCUCUACAUGCGGGAUGGCAAACAAAGGAGUGGAAGCUACAGCAAUGUAUCGAGUUGCAAAUCUUCAAUCGCGAAGCCGAUAAGAUUGAUGCCACAACAAAAAGUCACGAAGCAUACCUCGAGUAUGACGAUCUGGGGGAUUCGCUGGAUGAUGUAGAGGCAAUUCUGAAACGACACACCGAUUUCGAAAAUACUCUUGGUGCGCAGGAUAAAAUUUUAAAGAACUUUUCGGAAGGAGCCGAUAAGUUGAUUCGGAACAAUCAUUACGAUUCGAAAUACAUAGCCGAUCGUCGCAAUCAGGUACUCGAUCGCAGAGCAAAGGUGAAAAAUCUCGCCCAGAAACGACGUAACGCUCUGCAAGCAUCCAAGGACUUCCAGAAAUUCUGCGCCGACGUAGAAGAUUUGAACGCGUGGUUGACAGAUAAGGCAAGAAUAGCAGGGGAUGAAAGCUACAAGGAUUUGACAAACCUCCCAAGAAAACUACAAAAGCACAGAGCUUUUGAGCGAGAGCUUCGCGCCAACGAAGGACAAUUACGUACAGUGAAUAAAGAGGGUGAUGCACUGAUUAAGACAAACAAUCGUGCCGAAGAGGUAACGCAAAUGUUAGCUGUGGUUAAUCAAAAGUGGAAAGAAUUGAAUUCGUCUUCACUAGAGAAAGGAAAACGGUUGGAGCAGGCGUCUUUGCAGCGCGAGCAUAACCGAAGCAUUGAGGAUGCUAAGAGCAAACUGGAUGAAUUAGAUGUAGCAUUACAAAGUAAGCAAGUUGGUAGUGAUUUGCGCAGCUGUAAGGACUUGAUGAAUAAGCAUCAAAUUUUGGAAGAUGACAUCAGUAUGUGGGAGCAGAAGGUAGCCGAGUUGGUAACCUCGGGAGAAGAUAUGGCUCAUGAGGGCCACUUCGAUGCCAACAACAUUAAAAACGAAACGAAGAAACUACAGAAUCUGUUCGCAAACCUGAAAGGUCCGGCCGCUAAACGACGAGAAGCUUUGGAAGAAAGCCUGCGUUUCCAUAAAUUCGUUUUCGAACUGGAUGCUGAGCUGCAAUGGAUCAAUGAACAUCUUCCGGCUGCCAGUUCGGAAGUGAUUGGUCAAAACUUACAUCAGGCUCAAAGCCUAUACAAAAAGCACAAGAAGCUGGAAGCAGAAAUUGAAGGUCAUCAACCUAUGAUAAACAAAACACUGACAUCAGCGGAAAACCUGAUUAAUCAAAACCACCCGGAGAAGGUGAAAGUUAAAGAACUUUGCAAUAAUUUAGAACAUGCCUGGCAUGACCUCCAAGACAAAGCUACUGAACGAUCGAAAAAACUUGAACUUUCGCUCAAAGCUCAGCAAUAUCUUUCAGAAGCGGGUGAAAUCGAAACUUGGCUCGGGGAGCGCAACAACGUGCUGCGAUCGACCGAUUAUGGACGUGACCGCGAUGCAGCAACCAAACUGCUAACCAAGCAUAAAACAAUAGAGCUGGAAUUGGAUACCUAUUCUGGGAUUGUAUCGGAGAUGGGCCACGCAGCUUCGGCCAUGGUAUCCUCCAAGCAUCCGGAUAGCAAAAUGAUUGCUGCCAAGCAACAACUGAUCGAGAAGAUGCUGAAGUCCCUGCAAAAAUUGGCAGCCCAGCGACAGCUGCGUCUUAUGGAAAGUCUGUACCGUCAUGAGUACUUCAUGGAAUCGACCGAUCUGGAGCAAUGGAUCAAAGAACAGGAACAGGCCGUCAAUUCGGAGGACUACGGUCAUGAUUAUGAACAUUUACUGAUAUUGAAAAACAAAUUUGACGACUUGAAGCACCGCAUUGAAGUCGGAGCCGAGCGAUUCAACCAGUGUGAGGAGUUCGCAAAGAAGCUCAUCGGCAGUGACAGUCCGUACGCUGCGGAUAUCGAGAAACGACAGGAACAGUUGAGCGGAAAGCAACCAGUUUACACCGAGGCCCAGCUGGAUGUCGUUGAAAACCUCGAUCAGAUUUGCAAUUGCUGGCAGAAUCUGCUGAAACAGUUGGCUGCCCGCGAGAAGAAACUGCACGCCGCUGGCGAAAUCCAUCGCUUCCAUCGCGAUGCUGCUGAAGCACUCUUCCGCAUUCAGGACAAAAAUGCUGCUCUUUCGACCGAGCUAGGCAAAGAUCUAAACUCGGCCCUGGCGCUGGCCCGGAAGCAUGAAGCAUUCGAGAACGAGCUGGUGGCGCUGGAAGCACAACUCCAGUUUCUAGUGGAUGAUUCGUUGCGACUACAGGCCAAGUAUCCAGGCGAUAACGCGAAAGCGAUUGCCGUUGAGCAGGAGAACGUCAUUCAGGCGUGGAAUGUGCUAAAGGAGAAGUCAGCUCUGCGAAACGAUCAGCUGCAGGCCAGCUGUGACCUGCAGCACUUCCUGACCCAAGUGCGUGAUUUGAUGUCGUGGGCGACCAAUUUGAGGGCGACACUGCAAGCCGAAGAACACGUAAGUGAUGCAACGGGAGCGACGGCAUUAAAGAUCCAACAUGAUGCCAUUUACGGAGAGAUAGAGGCAAGGGAAGAAACUUUCCGCUACCUGAACGAACUGAGUGAUUCGAUGGUACAGACGGGACAUUACUCCGCAACGGAAGUGGAGGAAAAGUGUUCCGCAUUGUUGGACGAAAGGGCGAAGCUGCAUUCCGCCUAUAACAAGAAAAAGAUUCUCCUUGAGCAGAAAAUUGAUCUAUUCUGCUUCAUGCGGGAUGCGAAGGUAAUUGACAACUUGAGCAGCGGACAGGAGGCAGCCUUGUCUAGCUCUGACUUUGGGCAGACAGUGGAAGUGGUACAAGAUCAGGUGAAAAAGCACGAUGCCUUCGAGAAGCUUAUUCAAACACAGGAUGAGAAGGUUGCGAUACUGCAAGAUCACGGCAGGAAGCUGGUAGAACAGAACCACUAUGACAGCGAGAAUAUACGAAGAAGAUUGAGGGAAAUUGUCGAUCGUAGGCAACACAUCAAGGAAUUGUGUGCGAAGAGACGGCAGAAGCUGCAGAAUGCGUUGUUAUAUGCGCAGUUCAUUCGCGACUGUGCCGAAGCAGGAGCUUGGAUUAACGAGAAACAGAAGAAGCUGGAGGCAGAUGCUGGCAGCUUUGCCGAUGUAACUAACAUGGAUGAUAAGAUUAAGAAGUUACAAAAGCAUCAGGCUUUCCAAGCAGAAGUGGCAGCUAACGAGGGUCGCAUUAAGGAAGUGAAACAGAAAGGAGAGACACUGAUUGCCAAGGAGCACCAAUGUGCGUCGGAAAUCAAGGAAGAAGUUCGCAAGUUGCGUGAGUCAUGGAAAGUUCUAUUGAAUGAAGUGUUGACCCGUGGUAGAGGUUUGGAGGAAGCUCAGGAUAUAUUGGAAUUCAACAGUCAGUUAGAUAAGCUCGAGGCUUGGAUUCGUGACAAAGAGAUGAUGGUUAACGCCAGCGAUACUGGUCGAGAUUUAGAGCAUUGCAACGCUUUGAAACGUAAACUCGACGACGUCGAUUCUGACAUGCGAGUAGACGAUCAAAGAAUUAGAACAAUCAACGUGUUAGCAGAUAAGCUGGUGACGCAAGGUAAAGCACCGAACGAAUCUAAGAACGUGCAACAGAGAAGAAAUAAUUUUAACAAUAAAUGGAAAUCACUGCAAGGUGCAUUAAAUAAGUACCGGGAGUUGCUGGAUGGAGCCUACGAAAUUCAUGUUUUCGAUCGGGACAUCGACGACACUGCGGAGCGGAUUGCAGAGAAGCAGUUGGCGAUGAGUGUGGAGGACACCGGGCGUGAUUUGAACGCGGUAGAAUCAUUGAAGCGAAAGCAAGACGCAAUGCAGCGAGACAUGACGGCAGUGCAACAAAAGAUUGCAGAACACGAAAAAAGAGCCACUGUAUUGGCCCAGAAAUAUCCUGACAAUGCAGGUAAUAUUGAAGAUAAACUGGAAGAAUUGAAGCGACAGUGGCAUAACCUGCAAGAAGCCAGCGUGAAGCGAGCAGAUGCUCUAGAUAAUGGUUACACGGCGCACAAGUUUACAGCUAACGUCAAAGAGUUGGAGUUGUGGACGAAUGACAUGAUCAAAAAGAUGGAUUCAGUUGUCAGCCCAGCAACGAUCGGUGAAUGCCAAGCGCAAAUUCAGUUACAUCGGGAACGUAAGGCGGAAAUUGAUGGACGCGAUAAGGUAUUUAAAGCUCUGCAGGAGCACGGCGAGCGACUGGUGGCCGAAAACAAGGCUAAUGGAAUUAGAAACGAUUACGUAGAAAAGGCGUUGCGACAGCUGGAAGAUUUGAACAAGCAACUUCACGAUUCAUGGAAAGGUAAGGAUCGUGGAUUGAAAGAAGCACACCAGCUCCAACAGUUCAAGGAACAAGCCGAUCAGAUUGAAGCUUGGCUUGCAAACAAGGAAGCCUUCCUCAACAACGAUGAUGUGGGAGAGUCUUUCACAGCCGUGGAAGCCCUAAUCAAAAAACACGAAGCAUUUGAGAAGCUGCUUGCCGCUAGCAGAACCGAUGAGCUGGAAAAGUUUGCGGAGGGAAUUCUCGCUGAAAGUCCAUUCGAGGCGGACGUCAUCAAACAGCGGUUGUGCGCGGUUAUGGCCAGGAAGAAGAAACUUUUGACCUCGUCGGCUGCAAGGAAACAAAAACUUAUGGAGUCGUGGCAGCUGCAGCAAUUCUUGCGCGGACUGUACGAGGUCACUAAAUGGAUCUCGCAGAAAAUGCAAGUCGCACUAGACGAAAACUAUCGGGAACCGAGUAAUUUACAGAGUAAAAUACAAAAGCAUACUGCUUUCGAUGCAGAACUUAAUGCGAAUUCCGUUCGGGUUUCUGCUAUCAUCGAGGAAGGUGAAUCACUCAUCAAGGCAGAUCAUUAUGCAAAGGCGUUGGUGCAAGAACAGCUCGAUAUUUUGGAAGCCGAUUGGCAGAAACUUCGCGAAACGUCCAGUGAAAAGAAAGAACGCCUCGGAGAAGCCUAUGAGGCACGAUUAUUUGAAAGAAAUUUGGAAGAUUUCAAUAAUUGGAUGGAUGAAAUUGAGCUGCAACUCUCAUCUGAAGACUACGGUCGAGAUCUGGCCUCUGUCAAUAACCUUCUUAAGAAACACGAAAUGUUGGAAGCCGACGUGACACAUCACUUGGAAGUAUGUGAACAGAUUACAGCUACCGAUGAGAAAUUCCUUGCUUCCGAUCACUUCUUGAAGGACGACCUGCAUGAGGUUGCCAUGCUGACUGUCAAACGUUACCACUCGCUCCACGAACCGACCACAAUCAGGCGGGAUAAUCUGGAGGAUUCGUUGCAGCUGCAUCAGUUCUUGCGGGAUGCCGAAGAUGAACUAUUCUGGUUGAAUGAAAAAGAAUCGCUGGCAGCUUCAAAAGACCUUGGAAAUAGUCUCACAGCCGUACAAACACUACAGAAAAAACACCAGGCAUUGGAAGCGGAAAUUCUUUCCCAGGAACCAAUAAUUUCUUCGCUUAUUCAACGCGGUCAACAGAUGAUUCGGGAAAACCAUUAUGCCAUGGAGCAAAUUGAACGACAGUCGAACCAAUUGCAGCAGAAACUGGUUAAUUUGCGGAAUCUGACCAGCGUUCGACGAUUGCGUCUUUUAGAUGCAGUCGAAAGCCAACAAUUUUACGCCGAAGCGAAUGAGGCCGAAUCGUGGCUGAGAGAGAAGAAACCGAUCAUUUCAUCCCAUGAUUAUGGUAAAGACGAAGAUUCCGCAAGCUCGUUGCAGAAGAAGCUAGAUGCACUACAGCGGGAGCUAGUGGCUUUCCGACCGACGGUUGAAAAAAUUGACAAGCUUGCGGCAGGCUUGCAGGAACGAGGACACUUUGAUAGUGAAAAAAUCAAGCUAAAGAACGAUAAAAUUCAGUAUCAAUUCCAGGAACUGAAUCGUCUUGCAGGUGAAAGAGAAAAGAAACUGGCAGAGACGAAAAAAUUGUACGAAUUCAUUCGCGAGAUAGACGAUCUGCAAGAGUGGAUCGAGAUGCAAAUGACAAUAGCUGGAUCGGAAGAAUACGGAACGGACGUCGAGCAUGUUGAACAACUGGCGGCGCAGUUCGAGUCGUUUGUAUCUAAUAUCAACUCUAACGAAAGCCGUGUUAGUACUUGUCUAGCGAAGGGAAAAUCACUUCUGAACGAAGGAAACCCUAACAAGGAUAUCAUCAAAGGAAAACGUGAUGAAACGAAGCAACUGUGGGAAGAGUUAAAGGAUUUAGUUCUGGCUCGACAGGAAGCCUUGGCAGGUGCAAAGCAGGUCCAUUUAUUCGAUCGUACGGCAGAUGAAACAAUCAGUUGGAUUAACGAGAAGAUCUCUGCUGUUCUUUCCGAUGAUUACGGUCAUGAUUUAGAGACUAUACAAGCGCUAGUACGCACGCACGAGAGCUUUGAAGCCGAACUCGGCGCUAUCAAAGAACAGUUAGAAUCUGUUGUUUCAGAAGCUCAAAAGCUUGGCGAUACUUUCCCCGAUGCCAAGGAACACAUCGAAGUCAAACGGGAUGAAACAAUCGAAGCGUGGUCCGAGUUGAAAGAAAAAACCUUCCAGCGAAAGGAGAAGCUUAUGCAAGCCGAACAGUUGCAGGCCUAUUUCGACGAAUAUCGGGAUUUGAUGGCCUGGAUCAAUGAGAUGUUAGCUCAAAUAACGGCCCCUGAACUGGCUAAAGAUGUUGCUGGAGCCGAAGCUUUGAUCAGUAAAAUUCAAGAACAGAAAACUGAGGUUGAUUCACGAAACGAAGGCUUUGACACUUUUUACAAAACGGGAACUAAGUUGAUAAGGGAUGGCCAUUUUCUUGCGAAUGAGAUUCAGGAAAAGAUUGCCAUUCUUGGACAACGAAAACGUCUGUUGGAUAACACUAUCAUCCAACGAGCAGAAAUCUACGAACUUAAUCUUGACACUCAGCUAUUCCUGAAGGAAGCCGAAGUAAUUGAAAACUGGAUCAUAACCCGCCAGGUUCAGCUGAAGGACGCUAAGCUAGGCGACUCGAUUGCUCAGGUUGAAGAUCUUAUCAGGAAGCAUGAAGAUUUCGAAAAAACCGUUGCAGCCCAAGAAGAGAAAGUUCUAGCGCUCAAACGAAUAACGCUUCUGGAGCAAAAGUUCAAGAAGCAACUGGAAGCCGAACAGGCUGCUCGUAUUGCCGAGAAGGAACGCGUCGAGCGAGAACGCCACGAGGCUUUGAGACAGAAGGAAGUUCAACGAAUCACCGAGGAACGUCGAAGGCACGAAGUCAACAAUUCGCCUUCAGUUGUGAAUGGAUACUCCGACGGUACGCCCAAUAAGUCAACCACACCUAGUCAUCUAUCGCCUGCCGUGUCUGCUCGCUUAACAAAGGAAGCACCAGAAAUUUCACCUGCAGUUCAAAAAUCUAACUCGUUUGCUGCUAUGCUGCAGGAACGGCUUCGAAGAGGCUCCGAGGGUAACAUCAAACGAGCAGAGAGUAUGAAAAUCGGUCCAAAACCAGCCAAACGCACUCCAUCCUUCACCACACGCCGAAGGGCCCAGAGCUUCCGUAAAAACCAGCGGGGCAAUGAACCUGCCGAAUUUGAUUUACCCCCAGUUGAAAUUCAGGGUAUGUUGGAACGAAAACAUGAACUUCAGUCCGGUGGCAAAAAAGCUCCUGUUCGUUCCUGGAAGCCAUUCCAUACUGUACUUUGCGGACAGUUGCUCUGCUUCUUCAAGGACGUCGAAGAUUUCGCGCAGAAGAAAGCAGCCACAGCCCCGGUCAAUAUUCUGAAUGCCAAAUGCGAACCAGCUGAGGAUUAUACCAAGAAGAAGAACGUUUUCCGGCUCGUUCUAUUGGACGGGUCGGAGUUCCUCUUCCUGACUGGGUCGAAGGAUUCGAUGAACGAAUGGGUCAACAAGAUUGCGUUCCACGCUGCUUUACCACCAAAUCUCCAGCUAAUGAGCUACGACGAGUCGCUGAAGCAAUCCACCGACGGUACCGAACCUGCCAAACUUCUUGGCCUGCAGCUUAACCCCCAAUCCCCGAUAUUAGACCGAAGUGAUGCCAAUUCAUCCAUUAGUUCACGAACUUCUUCGCCCGAUUCACAGCGACGGGAUUCGCGUGCCUCGCUGAACAGUGCCAAGUCUGGUGGCUCCGGUAGUAAUAACAGUAACAGCUUGCCAACUCCCCAGAUAAACUUUCUGCAGAAACAGAAAGAGCUCCGCGAGUUAGAGAAUCUGCAACGACAGUCCCAACAUCAGCAACAUAUGAGUACCUUCCAGGCACCUCAAUCACCACAGGAACACUCUGGGCUGGCGGAUAAACCACCGAUACCACCACGCUGUGCUCCUCCGCCAGUCCCUCAGCGUCAGUCUAGUAGCGAUAAUGUGCUGAACAAUAAUGGCGCCAGCAACAGCGCGGUACAAAUCCGCUCCAAAACGGGUAGUUUGAAUGGAAACGAUUACGAUAACGGAAACUAUACAAGCAGUCCCUCGCGGCCCUUCUCUUACCAACACAAUUCGUCUAACCAAAGGGGUACUCCCCAGAACGGUGGUCAGAAUAACAGCACCAAUAAUAACAAUGGGAACGGUGAAGACGUCUGGUUACGUCAUAGUGAAUUGAGGUCAUCAGAAAAUCCUCCACCGCCGUUACCAGCUACGUCUCCUCCGUUAAGUACAUUUUCCCCGCUGAAGCCACCUUCCGGCUUUCAGCAUCACCAUCACCACCAGCAGCAGCAAAAACUACUACAGGACCAAUUUAUCCGGCGUGAACGAGAACAAGCGAAUGUCAGUAACAAUAACAGUGGGUACAUGAAGAUGAACAGCUCAUCCGGACGAGAAAAUAACAACAACUUGUCGCGUACAACCUGGCAUCAGCAUCUGCCGACGGCUGCCGGUUCCAACGGUGGCCCGAUCGAAUAUCACCAGCAAAUGAACAACGGCAACAACACCUUCGGGAAUAAUAUCAACCUUGACGGAUACUCUUCCGGAUGGGGUCAAUCGCGACAUGAGACGACAAGGCCAGCUUCCUUGCCGGUGGGUGGCGGAUCUGGUCCGAGCAUAAUACCGACUACCGCUGACUUAGUGCUAGGACGACAACAUGCCGGCCAAUCGGCGGAAAGUUCGAGCGAAAGUGAGGCCAGCUUCAUCAAGGGUGGCGGUAGUAAAGAUAAGGACAAGAAGAGCAGCAGUGGUGGAGGUGGCGGCGGCGGAGUGUUCAGAAUAUUCUCCAAGAAAAAGUCCAAGCAUCAGAACUAAACUCUGAGUUUCUGUAUCAACUGAUUAGUUGGUACAAUUCUUUGCGAUUCCAAUCGUAACCAAGCAAAUCCGAUUGUAAAAUAUUACUUUUAAUAAUUAUGUAUCAUUUUUAAAAAGAUAAGUACCAGCAGCUCGUUUAAAGACACUUGUUUUUUUUUUCUUGAAGCCCCAUAUUUUGUUUUUAUUUAAGUGCAAAAUGUUAUUGUAUCACGCGUAUUCUCCGAUGCCUGUAAUCCAUAAUAGAAUACUACUUUAUGUUCAGCAAAAACAGCCUAAUCUUCUAUCAUCUAGCCAAGAGUACAGUUUAUUGGGGUUCAGUUUAAAAAUCGCGAAUAGUUAGGAAUCUUAUUUAUAUCCCGGAUUAAUAAUUGUGGAAUUUUAGCGAUUAUGUAAAAUAUGAAACAAAAUAAUAGCUGGUUUAAUGCUAGGAUAAACCCGUAUGUAUCGUAAGACUAGAAGUCAUCGUCCGAGAUGAUUGACCGUAAAAUAGUAUAUACACGUGUUUACUAUUGUAGUACCUUAGUUUUUGUUAUCAUAUAGAUUUUAGAUAAGUAAAAUUUAAUAAAAUUUUGAAGUAUUCGACUGCACUUGUAA